UAGCCAUUAUGCACGUUGUGAUGGGACACAUCACCGUGAUCGUAACAGACAGUUACACGGGAGUGCUCAACUUGCUCAACAGUAUGAGAGCGUGGCAAAACAUGCUCGUACCCGCAGCAUUCAACAGCGUCGACACUUUCUUUUUCCUAAGCGGAUUUUUCUUGUGUCACAUUAUAAGGAAGCAGAAGGAAAACAGGGCUGCCGUGUUCAUCAUCGCCGUAAUUCGAAGGUUGAUCAGGAUGUGCGUUCCUCUAUUCUUCGUCAUCAUGUGGUUCUACUUGCUUCCUCGUAUCGUCGACGGACCGGACACCGAGACCUUCUUCCAGAGAUUUUACGCCGACAUGUCUGAACACUGGUGGCAUUUGCUUGUCCAAAUCAGGAACUUUUUCAAGCUAAAGCGCACGCACGUCGAGCCUGGCGAUAUGCAGCCUCUUGUUCAGGUGCACGAUUCUUCCUCGGACGACCUAUGGCUAGAAACUGCCUCGGCACGACCAGGCACGGCUCUUUUAUAA
Rhipicephalus sanguineus (brown dog tick) is the source of this 512-nucleotide messenger RNA. RefSeq lists its product as uncharacterized. The record is from RefSeq and is a predicted model, not a curated record. The coding region runs from base 9 to 512 and encodes 167 amino acids. Lineage: Eukaryota; Metazoa; Arthropoda; Arachnida; Ixodida; Ixodidae. The transcript is spliced from 5 exons.